UAAUGUUCAUAUUGCACAAUUUUCUCACCUAUACUCUUUCUUUUCAAAACAUAAUGUGGUUUGCAAAGAAUUCACUUUUCUUCUUAUUCUUCACCUUUAUUCUUCUUUCUCCGUCACAAUCAUCUGUAUGGGCAGAGAAAAAGUGUUACAUAGUGUACUUGGGAUCACAUCAUCAUGAUGAAGGCGUUACAGAAGCAGAUUUCGACCGAGUUACCGACACUCAUCAUGAGUUCCUUCAAUCAUACCUUGGAAGUUAUGAGAAAGCAAAAGAGUCAAUGAUAUAUUCUUACACAAGGAAUAUCAAUGGCUUUGCUGCGAUUCUCGAUGAGAAAGAAGCUUUUGACAUUGCGGAACAUCCAAACGUUGUGUCAGUGUUGUUAAACCGACGUAGAAAGUUACACACGACACAUUCGUGGGAAUUCAUGUCAAUGGAACACAAUGGUGUUGCACCAACUGGAUCUAUCUUAAGAAAAGCUAGAUAUGGUGAAGAUACUAUUAUUGGGAAUCUUGAUAGUGGUGUAUGGCCGGAAGAUCCCAGCUUUGGAGAUGAUGGAAUCGGUCCGAUUCCUUCGAGGUGGAAGGGAACUUGUCAGGGAGAUAACCUUUCUAUUGGCUUCCAUUGCAACAGGAAGCUGAUAGGAGCAAUGUACUUCAAUAAAGGUUUCUUGGCGGAUGCAGGUCCAAAUGCAAAAUAUAACAAAACACUGAUGAACACUGUGAGAGACUACCACGGUCAUGGAUCUCACACGUUAUCGAUAGCAGGAGGAAACUUUGUUUCUGGAGCUAAUGUUUUCGGCUUUGGAAAUGGAACUGCUAAAGGUGGUUCUCCCAAAGCUAGAGUCGCGGCUUACAAAGUAUGCUGGCCACAGACUAUUGGCCAUGCGUGUUAUGAUGCUGAUAUCGUAGCGGCUUUUGAUAUGGCGAUUAACGAUGGAGUUGAUGUUCUAUCUAUUUCUAUUGGUAACAAGGACCCUCAACAAUAUUUUAAGGAUGGUCUUUCAAUUGCUGCAUUUCAUGCCGUUAAGAAAGGUAUCACUGUGGUAUGCUCAGGUGGAAAUUCUGGACCAAAUCCUGGAUCUGUUACUAAUAUCGCACCUUGGAUACUAACUGUUGCUGCAAGUACAUUAGAUAGAGAGUUUUAUAAUUCUGUUUCUCUCCUUGAUGGACAAAGCUUCAAGGGUGGGAGCUUUUCUAGUACUUUGCCAGAAACCAAGUUUUAUCCAUUAAUCAGUGCUGCUGAUGCAAAGUUAGAUCAAGCAUCUGUUGAAAAUGCUUCUAUCUGUAGUAAUGGAACUAUUGACCCUAAGAAAGUUAGAGGCAAAAUAUUGGUUUGUGUUGGCGGUAUUUUUGCAGGAAUUGAAGAGAGUCUUGUUGCUUUGCAAGCUGGUGCAGUUGGAAUGAUUCUUUGUAAUGAUGAGUUUGGUGGCAGUGACAUUGCUAAUGAUGAUGUUCAUUUCUUGCCAACAUCCCAGAUUACUUAUGAAGAUGGUAUUUCUGUUUUUUCAUACUUAAAUUCAACCAACAAUCCACAAGGUUAUAUUCAUCCACCCAUAACCAAGUUGAACAAACAACCUGCUCCAACAAUGGCAGAUUUCUCCUCUAGAGGCCCCAACAGAAUCACACCAGAGAUCCUCAAACCCGAUAUAACUGCGCCAGGUGUGGACAUUAUCGCGGCAUAUUCACAAGGGAUCAGCCCUACCCCCCGAUUGGCUUUUGAUAAACGCAGGGUUCCUUUUAUAACAAAGUCCGGAACAUCCAUGUCGUGUCCUCAUGUCGCGGGAAUCGCCGGCCUUCUCAAGACUCUCCAUCCUGAUUGGAGUCCAUCAGCUAUUAAAUCUGCAAUCAUGACAACGGCUAGGACAAGGGACAACACUGCUAGACCAAUCCAUGAUCACAUUAAUGCUAAGGCAACACCAUUUUCCUAUGGAUCAGGUCACAUUCGACCGAACCGCGCCAUGGAUCCUGGUUUGGUCUAUGACUUGAGCACCAAUGAUUACCUAAACUUUCUUUGUUAUCUUGGUUAUAACCAGACACUGAUUAACAAGUUUUCUGAUACACAUUACCGCUGUGAAGAUAUAAACAUCAUGGAUUUCAACCUUCCUACAAUAACAAUACCUAAACUAAAUGGUUCGGUUACUUUGAGUAGGAAGGUGAAAAAUGUUGGUCCAGCAGGCACAUACACUGCAAAGGCUCGUGCAACAGCAGGAGUUUCCAUAUCUGUGAAUCCUAAGAAAUUGGAAUUUUACAAGAUUGGUGAAGAGAAGAGCUUUCAGUUGACACUUGAAGUUACUAGAGCGGGUUUGGCUACUGUGUUUGGAGGGCUAACUUGGUCAGAUGGUAAACACUAUGUUAGGAGUCCAAUUGUAGUUGGGGGAGUGAAAGGUUAAAAGUUUAGAUUAUUUAUACUGUGUUAGCAGGCACAUACACUGUGUUUAUGCAUGUAUGCAUGUGUCAAAUAAAAUUGAGGAAUUAAGAUGACAUGAAGGAAAUAGUUACAGAAUGGCUUACUAGUGUAGUUGGUAGUAAACACUUGAUAGUUGUUGCAUCUUGAUUAAUAAUGGAAUAUUGGGUUCUCUAAUAGUAAGACAUGUUCCAUCGAUCCUUCUCUCCCAUCUCGCUCAGUUUGCUUUAGGUUUUGGUUUCAGCCACAUUGUCUAUCUUUAGAAUGAUAUGUAACUUAUAUUGUCUAUCACUUGGAAGGCUUUGACUUAAUUACUUAUAUAAAAUUGGUGAAAAUUUUAUUGCAUUA
Messenger RNA from Vicia villosa (hairy vetch), 2749 nucleotides. Its product is annotated as subtilisin-like protease SBT5.4. Gene Ontology annotation, molecular function: serine-type endopeptidase activity. Gene Ontology annotation, biological process: proteolysis. Lineage: Eukaryota; Viridiplantae; Streptophyta; Magnoliopsida; Fabales; Fabaceae. The record is from RefSeq and is a predicted model, not a curated record. Bases 3 to 2387 code for a protein of 794 amino acids. The transcript has a single exon.